Psilocybe cubensis is the source of this 552-nucleotide messenger RNA. RefSeq lists its product as uncharacterized. Bases 1 to 552 code for a protein of 183 amino acids. The transcript has a single exon. Lineage: Eukaryota; Fungi; Basidiomycota; Agaricomycetes; Agaricales; Agrocybaceae. The record is from RefSeq and is a predicted model, not a curated record.
AUGGCCACCGCAUACACCCAUUCCAUCCCGACUCCCCCGUUUUCUCCUCAGAAUUACAGAAUGCCUGACGAAAAUGCAGAGAAUCCCCUCAAGUCAACUAUCAACCUCCUCGACUCUCUCGUCGCCUUCUACCAGCACGAGAGGAUGUGGGUUUACCGCACCCGCGCAACCCUCGAGGAUGCAUUCCAAUCCCCGCCUCCACCCACAGACGACAGGGCACAGGACAAUUUAGAUGAUAUUUCUGCAUCUACAAACGACGAAGAGGCGGCCAGAUACACUGAUGCCCAACUACCAAGUACAUCCCGUGCUCAGUCACAGCAGUCAACUAGGUGGAAUCGAAGAAAACGGGGCUUCAAGCUGCGAAUCGAUGGUAUUCGCCACAAGCGGGUCAUCUCGACGCAACCCGUGGGCGAUCAGCAUUCCGGCCAGCUCCCACCCCGAGAGCAUAUCUUGCAGAUGUUCGAAAAGAUGAUGGAGUCGAGGAUGGAGAGUUGCCAAAGAGUCAAUAAAAUGAUCCAGGAUGCUAACAGAGCUAAUCUCCACCAACGAUGA